Drosophila ananassae is the source of this 2080-nucleotide messenger RNA. Its product is annotated as major facilitator superfamily domain-containing protein 6. Lineage: Eukaryota; Metazoa; Arthropoda; Insecta; Diptera; Drosophilidae. Bases 377 to 2011 code for a protein of 544 amino acids. The transcript has 4 exons. The record is from RefSeq and is a predicted model, not a curated record. Gene Ontology annotation, cellular component: membrane.
CUCUUGGCCUUUCGAAACACUGUCCAAAUCCAAACAAAGACGGUUGUUGUUUGGCGAUCGGUUCGUUUAUUAAUUUUAAUUGAGCGUUGACACAUUUAAUACAUUGUUAACAUGUUGGUGUGCGCUUUUAUUUGCGGCAAAGCUUUUGUUUGUAUUAUCUCAAAGACCAGAAAAGCUGGAAAAAUUUAAUGCAAGGUACUCAUUCCACCGGGCAACCACGACGACGAACGACAAAGUGCAAAAAUUAUGAUCUUGUCUGGAUAGUAGGAGCACCCACACGACACCUCAGGAGUAGUUCAUGGCGAUAUCUAAACUGUGAUACAUUGUGUCAUUUUCGAGCACAAGGAUUAAACUGAAAUAAUUUACAGACUGGACCAUGGUGCGACUCAAUCGACGCCUGCUGCCUAUCAAGGCUCACUUUUUCUUCUUUAUGGCUGCCAUGGGUCCAAUUCUACCCCAAUUGGCGGUAAUUGGCAAACAAAUUGGUGUGCCUCCGGAUGUAAUGGGCUAUAUUAUGGCCGUCCUGCCCAUCCUUUAUGUCCUAGCCAAGCCCCUUGUGGGUUUUCUGGCUGAUUACUUUACGAGCCUUCGAAAAUUCAUAUUUAUCACACUUAUCCUCAUAAUGACUCUGGCCUUUGCUGGCUUCUACUUCCUGCCCGGGAAUGAGCAUUCGAUCCAGCUAGGGGACAGUAAGGACACGUGGAAUGUUACAUUGAAGGAGAGCCCCAAGGACUGCAGUCCCACGAUAGAGUCCUCCUCAUCCUUUUGCCAAGUAGCUUAUUCGGCGGAUUGCAAUCUGGGAGAAACGUUAAGUUUCUCUGCCCUAAUAGUUGCCCACGAGGACAGUCUCAAUCUCAGCCAGAAUCUCUUGCACGGCAAUGAGAGCUACCACUUAUGCCUCACCGAACCGCUAACCUGGGAUUGGAGUAACUCCAUCUCCGCAUCUUGCCAGCUCCAGCAUGUGAGUUCCUGCAUCUAUGGGGACAGCAAGUUCUGGCUUUUCGUGUGCUUACUUUUCAUCGGAACUAUUGGCUUCAAUGUAACCAAUUCCAUAUCCGAUGCCUGCUGCUUUGACCUCCUGGGAGAGAAACAGGACAAGUACGGAGCUCAGCGGGUGUGGGGAACCAUUGGAUUUGGGGCCACUGCUAUGCUGGGGGGCAUCGUGGUCAAUUGGUGGACCUCGGAUGCGGUCAAGAACUUGACUCCAGCCUUGGUCAUCAUGUGCGUGUUCAGUCUGCUUGAUCUGUUCAGUGUGUCCAAGCUGAAGCUGCCCAAACUGGGCGGCUCCGAGUCCAUUUGGAAGGACGUGUGGCAAUUGGUACGGCAGCCACCAAUUGUGGUGUUCCUGUUCUUCGCGACGAUGGCGGGAAUCAUCGAUUCGUUCAUCAUCUACUUUAUGUUCUGGCACCUGGAGCAGGUGGCCGAAGCCACUGGCUACAUGCACCAAAUCAAGCUGAUCGAGGGACUGGUGGUGGCCGCCGAGUGUCUGGCCGGUGAAGUGCCAUUCUUCUUCUACAGCGGCAAGAUCAUCAAGAAACUGGGAUAUGUCCAUUGCAUGAGCAUGUGCUUCUUUUUCUAUGCGGUGAGACUGUCGUUGAUAGCUUGGAUUCCCAAUCCCUGGUACCUGGUGGGCGUGGAGCUCUUCUUCCAGGGCAUCACCUAUGCCCUUUGCUACACUUGCAUUGUGGCCUACGCCUCGGCAGUGGCUCCUCCUGGCACUUCGGCUACUGUUCAAGGACUGAUGGCUGGGAUGGACGAUGGUCUGGGAUUCUCCAUUGGAUCCUUGGUCGGCGGAUACAUGUUCAAUAGAAUUGGUGGACGCGAGAGCUUCAAGUACUUUGCCAUCGCCGCGAUAUGCACCUGUGUGGCUCACAUCGUGGUGCGUCCUACCUCCAGGAAGCGUCAGUUCCUGCCGAAUCAGGGAUACCAGCAGCCUGCUGAGCAGGACAUUAAGCUUCCGCCGCCUCAGGAAUUGCAGGACAUCCAAUUGGAAAAUAAGACUGUAGAUUAAGUAUACUCUCACUGUCGUAGUUGUUGCAUAUUUGUACGCUAUUUUAUAAUAAAAAAAAUUAAAAAACGA